Messenger RNA from Acipenser ruthenus (sterlet), 2582 nucleotides. RefSeq lists its product as uncharacterized. The record is from RefSeq and is a predicted model, not a curated record. The coding region runs from base 1 to 2163 and encodes 720 amino acids. The transcript has 19 exons. Lineage: Eukaryota; Metazoa; Chordata; Actinopteri; Acipenseriformes; Acipenseridae.
AUGGAAACUAAAACCAUGGCCGACAAGAGCGUCAUUGUGAUCAGCGACGAUGAAACAGACACAGGGAUUGAGUCCCCAGGAGCCGAUUGCAAAAACUCCUCUGUCCUGCUAUUGGAAGAGAAUUCUGACUUUGGCUCUGUCUCAGAUGAAAACAGAUCGGAUGAAAUGGUUGAUGCCGAGUUUGGACUGUCUAUCACUUACUCCAGAAAAGCAGAAGUGAUGCCCCAUGCCAGAUAUGACUGCACGAGCCACGUUUUCUGUCAAUCAGAGAAUCAGACAAGCAGACCUGUGGGAACAAACAGUGAUUUCUGUGAGCAGUGUUACUGCUACAUCUGUGACAAACUGGCUUCCGAGUGCCAGUCCUGGAUUACCCCUUCUUUUUGCCACUGCAAUGCUCACAAAAGAAGCCCGUUCUGGAAAUCGUGGCGAGAUAAAGCUUUGAUCGGAGCCCUUAUUGUGUUUAAGUUUGACCUGCUAGAGAUAGACGCAGACCUACGGCACGCUGAAAGCCUCUUGAUGAAGUUUGACGCAGAUUUAACCGUUGAGCAUGAUAAGUUCAUGAUGGGGACCGUGUCCAGUCUUGCAGCCAUUUAUUCUUGCUCAUGCUGCUGUCACAACCAGUACCAAACUAUGGUCAACUGCAAGAGGUGCAGUUCAAAACAUGAAGCUAUAUUGAUAUACAAUUAUUCGAAUGUCUAUCAGCUAGUGUUAGAGUUCCUGGAAAAAGCAAAUGGAGAGAAACCCAAAACCUUUGCAGUUGUGUUGUUGGGAGCAGCCCAGCGAAUUUUACUCCAUAAGCAGCCGUUGGGUCAUAGUAUGCCAAACACCAGAGUUGUUCCAGAAGCAGUUCCUUUACUGCUACAAAGGAUUAUAGAAAUUCUCCAGAGGUUGCUGGUUGUCUCUGACUUUCCUUCUUCGUUCUCAAAAAAGCUCAUUGACUUUUACAAGUCUCUGUUCCUUCCCCCCUACUGCCGCUGCUUUUUAAACUGUUUGAAUGUCUACCUCUGGGAGGACUCUUUGCUGGUGUCUGUGUUGAGAGGCCAGAACAUCACUGGAGAGAGAGUUGUGAAGGGAAAGAAGGAGGUCCUGUUUGAGUCCAUACACGUGGUUCUCGCACGAACCGAGAAACUAAGGGAGCAAAACAAAUACAGAGAGCUGGCUCGUUACCUCAAGGUAGUGAGAACCAAUAACAGAGCUGAAUUGCAGAGGCUCAAAGACCUGAUCCCGUUCUUCAUGUGCAAGCACGGUGAUUUCACCUCGGCUGGGCACCACUUGUUUCAUUCACACGACGUGAGCUGCUGCACCGCCUGUCGCCUGACCCCCAGACAGUUUACCAUGUACCUGAAAAUCCUGAGAACUGGACAGGUACCAGUUGGGAAUGAGCCCUUCUAUUCAGGCGUAUGGGAGACCCCCACGGGUCAUGUCCCUGUGAAGAAGAGCGAUGUCAUAAAAGUAGGACUCCGAAUCUUGAAUUGCAAUGCACAAUUGUAUAUGAAUCCAGACAGCUGGGCAGAUCUAAUCCAGGCUUCCUGCAGUGACUCAAAGCUGGCACGGGAUGGAAGUUUCAUCUGUGUGACUUGGAAAGAACCAGAAGAGGAAUUUCAGCAGAGAAUUAGAGAAACCGCAGACCUGGUCUUGAAGGAGUUGGAGACGAAGCAGAUCAUCAUUCUACCAAAACAGUUUUACAGCAAUCAUUUCCCAGAUGAAGCCAUGCUGAUGCUUGUCACUCAAGCACUGGUUCAAAGGCUGAUUCAUGCUCACAUGUGCACAGUCCUGAACAUUGCCAUGGCGUUUAGGCGGAACAUGUGGGCACUGAAAUACCUGUUCAAAAGUCUCAGUGUCAGACACGAUGUCCUGCAUGCAUUUCUUGAUUGCCUUAUCAAAGACCUGAAUGAGAAAAAUAACACGUUGCUUAUCAGGACCUUGCCGCAGUCCGAUGCAGAGCACAUCGGUCACUUCAUCUUUUUCCUAAUUUCGUACGAGCACGCCGUGUUAAGGCCUGUUGCACACAGGAUUGUAGAUUUUCUGCUGGAACACUGGAAUGAUUUUCAAAAUUGCCCAUGGCAGCGGAAUCUUGCCACACUUCUUCAAAACCAGGAUGCUACAUGUUGGAACACUUCAAACAGUUUCCUGCAGCUGAAGAACAAACUGAGAAUAGUGUGAUCAUGUAUCAGACCAGGUUCCUGGACCAUCCUGUCUUUACUGGACAAUAGCGCACUGCUCAAAACUCCACCCCAAGCAUCUGAAACUCUAAACUGGUAGCACAGAGUAGCAGGGCUUUCUCUCUUUUUUUCUUUUCACCACUGUACCUCUGUUUGCCACAUUACUUUGACUUUUUUGAAAGUGAAAGUGUUACUGGAAGUAUAAAGGUAAAGAUUAAUUUAAGCUUCAUUGGAUCUAUGGAGCUUACGUUUCCAAAACCAAAAGGAAAGAGUUUGAAAAAAAAAAAAAAAAAAUUUUUUAAAAGCCAUUUAAAGUUUUCUUUUAAUGCGGAAACAUUAUACUGUGAAAAAUACUUGAAUGCUUAAAGUUAGACAUGUGUAGAACUUUUAACAAUGUUAAAGAAAUGGAUUGGAACCAUU